This is a messenger RNA of Echinops telfairi (small Madagascar hedgehog), 538 nucleotides long. Its product is annotated as eotaxin. Gene Ontology annotation, molecular function: CCR chemokine receptor binding; chemokine activity. Gene Ontology annotation, biological process: monocyte chemotaxis; cellular response to interleukin-1; immune response. Gene Ontology annotation, cellular component: extracellular region. The coding region runs from base 1 to 312 and encodes 103 amino acids. Lineage: Eukaryota; Metazoa; Chordata; Mammalia; Afrosoricida; Tenrecidae. The record is from RefSeq and is a predicted model, not a curated record. The transcript has 3 exons.
AUGAAGGUCGCCGGGGCACUCCUCUGCCUACUGCUCUUAGAGACCACCUUCUGCCCCCGUGUGCUCGCUCUGCCAGGUAAGUCACCCGACCCACUGAGGGUUCCAACCAUCUGCUGCUUUAAUAUGACUGGUAGGAAGAUCCCCAUCCAGAAACUGGAGAGCUACAUAAGGAUCACCAACAGCAAGUGUCCCCGGACAGCCGUGGUCUUCAAGACCAGAGCAGCAAAAAAGAUCUGUGCCGACCCCCAGGAGAAGUGGGUUCAAGAUUCCAUGAAGCACCUGGAUCAGAAAUCCCCAAAGACAAAGCCAUAAACCCAAUCCGCUGUUGCCCGGCUGACUCUGACUCAUGGUGCCUCCGUGAAACUCAGGUUGAACUGCAUUGUGCUGGGCUUCAGGGGCUCUCGUCAAGCAGAUGGCAAUUGUGAGGGCUCUCUUCGGCUCCACAGUCAUAAAUCUUCGCUUCUCUUGAAACCAAACCCCGGUCUGAGAAAUGUUGAUUCAUUUCCCCUGGCCCCGCCAAUGUGUAUUCUGGGGAGAA